Argiope bruennichi is the source of this 2855-nucleotide messenger RNA. Its product is annotated as noggin-2-like. NCBI's taxonomy places the organism in Eukaryota, Metazoa, Arthropoda, Arachnida, Araneae, Araneidae. Gene Ontology annotation, biological process: osteoblast differentiation; negative regulation of BMP signaling pathway; negative regulation of cell differentiation. The record is from RefSeq and is a predicted model, not a curated record. The transcript has 2 exons. The coding region runs from base 739 to 1452 and encodes 237 amino acids.
GUAGCAGGGUUCUCCACUCGCAAGACCAGUCAUCAUCCCCACGGUCCCGCCGUCAGGUUGCUCGCAAGCUGUUCCUCGGCUCCCAUUCAUAAACUCUCUUCUUACACUCACUUUUUUACUACCAGUCGUAGUAGUAAAGAAAUGCAAAUGCUGCCGCUUUGUUUUUUGAAUGAAUGGAAUUGAUAGCGAUAUUGACAAGACGUCGAUGGUGAUGAAUUAAUCGAGGAGGGUAACAUUUUUAUCGGUUUCUCAUUUCUUUGCAUUUUACUCACACCGUUGUUGGAACUACCGAUCUCAUUCUGGAUUUAGCUCGUAAAUUCAGAUUUCUCUAAAUAUUCAUUUUAUUGCAUAUUUGCAAAAGAUUAAUCGGAAAUUUGAAGACCAAAAUUAAAACUGGUUUGGAAAUAAGUUUUGCAAGACCCAUGUCCAAAUAUGGAUUAUACAUCGUUCUCGGAUUUCAUAAAAGUGAUGACCAUUCAGAAUUUGAGAGCUAAAAGUGAUUUCGUAGAACUGUGGACAUAACUAUUAUUAUUGAUAUAUCAGUAUGGUAAAAUUGUUGCCGGAUUACCUGCUCAGCAUCAUAUAGAUCAAUUUAAAAUCUCGCGAAUUUCUUGAAUUGGAUGGAAGCGAAUCCAUAGAUUCUGAAUUUGAAUUUCUUGAUCCAAAGCGACGGGAAAUAUAAACAAUAAAAUAAAAAAUAAAGGAGAAGUAUAAACAUUGUACUAUCUUAUUGUGACGAUGACUCUUGGUGUUCCGUUACAGCAAUGCGGUGCAGCACUAUUGACUCAAGUUAUCCUAUCUCUUAUUGUAGUGAAUUCUCGUGUGACUUGGGGUGCUCGUAACUGGAUGCGGCCCGUUCCUUCCCACGAUCUGCCCGUUCUGGACCUCAUCGAACCCAAAGACAAGCGUUAUGAUCCCAAACCUGAGGAUCUCAGUCCAAAACCUUUAAGAGAACGCCUGGACAGAGAUUUCGAUAAACAAUUCAUGAGUGAAACUCGACCCUUGGAGAGCAUCUUGCAUCCAAACGGAACUGUAGAAUUCAGCUUCAAGAGGACCAAACGCGGCAAAUUAGUGCCAUCUUCGAAAAUGCCCAAGGAAAUCCGGCAUCUUCGUCUGCAUGCUUUGAAGUUGCCGGAUGGUAGUCGAUUCCGGAUGAAAGUUGGUAAAAAAAUGCGCCGAAAAUUUAAGCAGAUGCUGUGGGCCUACACUUACUGUCCCGUGGCGUACCGAUGGAAGGAUCUUGGCUUGAGGUUCUGGCCGAGGUGGAUCAAGGAAGGUUCGUGCCUGACCCUCGGUUCUUGUUCCUUUCCAAGCGGUAUGUCCUGCAAGCCGCACCGGUUCGUGAGGAAGACGGUCCUCCGGUGGCACUGUCAGGACUGGAACAAAAAGAAACACUGCAAGUGGAUACCAGUCAAUAUCCCCAUCAUAACCGAGUGCAGUUGCAGUUGUUGAGGUGCCGAUUUCUCUCCUUUAGUUACUAUUGUUCAGUGUAGGUAGGAAAAGCAACAUAUGUGAUUUUUUUAUUGUGGUUUGGUGAAUUCCUCACACAGAAGCGGCGCUGGUUGUGCAUUCUCAGGAUUCCAAAGACGUUUGUCUUGCAAGCGGACGUUUUUGAAUUAGUCAUCCGAAAUCUCAUCUCAACUGCGAGCACUUCCACAGAAUCUUCCCCUCCCCUUUUCUCGUCACACUCACGGACAAUUAGCUGUGGCAUUCUGAAGCAGCAGCAUUCUUGCUCCAAGUUUGCAACUGCAUUUAAAGGACAGCUGGUAUGCUUUUGAUGCCUGCAAAAGACGAAUCGAAAUGUCCUCGUAGAUAAACAGGAUAUAUCCUUGAAACUGCAGGCAGAUUGCAUGUUUUUGGUUAACUAUUCGGAACAGCAUAAAACAAAACUUGUGUUUUGAAAUGUUCUUUAUACCUGUGAUAGAAGUCAUUCGAUGUCUAUGAUCGAUUGUUGAUUAAUUUAUACUCUUUAUGUUCUAAGGAUUUGUAAAAAAAUAUUUUUGUUACUUAUGUUUAUUUACUUUUUACUGAUUUUUCAUGCCUAGUGAGUAAAAUUCUACUAUGGUUUGGAAAUCGGUAAGCAUGUAAUUAUUUUUAAUUCGUUUGUAAAUUUGGAAUUUAUUUAAAUUUUUCGUUUUUUUUCUUUUUGUUUUAAGGGAACGUGAAGUACGAAUUCAUUUGUUGUAAAUUUUAUUGUACAUACAUUCAUACUCAUUGUGUUUCUCCCGGUCCCUAUGUGCUUUUAUUUUUAAAACAUCGAAAAUGUGGCACAUAUUUCCUAUUCUUGUGCUUAAUAUUUAUUGUCUUUCUAAAUGUUAGAUAUUCUGCGUGUUAGUACAAAUUAUUAUGAAUGUUGCCAAAUACAUAUUUGUAGUCUUAAACAUAGUGUAAUAUAAUAAGUACAAAAAAAAAAAAAAUGUUUGUGUUUUAAGUAAAAAUUUGAACGGAGGUAAAAAUUUUUGAAGUUUCCUUACUAAAUAUCUGUAUCUAAAUAUUGUUAUAUCCGAUUUAAUUAGCUGCAUUAAUGCUUCUACAGGAAGAUUUAAUUACCACAUAGUAUGAAUUGAAUUGUGCUUUAUUGGAAAUAUUGUGUGCUUACGAGAUUGUAUAAAUUAGUUGUAUUGAUGUAACAAGUUAUUCUAGUCUUAUUUGUACAGAAAUAUAGAUUAUAAUUAGUCUACAAAAUUUGAUAUAAAAUAUUACCAAAACAAAUUACAAAUAAGUAAUAGAUUUUUAAAAAAAUAAGAUAAUAGUUUUGAAGCUUUAUUUCAAGUCGUUCUAUUAUCAAAAUAAGUUUGGAAUCAUUUUGCACAAGUGACGUUUAUUUUGAAACAAAAGAAGUCUAAAAUUAAAUU